AUGAAGUUCUCACUUGUCGCGCUCUUUGCUGCCUCCGCCAUCGCCGCCCCUCAGUUUGGUGCUGGCAAGGGCAAGGGUGUUAGCAGUGUGCCCACCGGAUUUCCCAUCCCGACGGGCCCCGUUCCUACAGGAUGGCCGCUGCCAACUGGUGGAUGGCCUUCUGGACUUCCAUUUCCUACAGGUGGCUCUGGCUUUCCCUUCCCCACUGGGGGCUUCGGAAACGAGGAUGGUGCUCUAUUCAACGCUGAAGAAAACUCCCCUUCUCCUCCCACCCCGACCGGCAAGGGCAAAGGAAAGGGCAAAGGAAAGGGCACAGGAUGGCCUACUGGCUUCCCUACUGGCUUCCCUACCGGCUUGCCUACCGGCUUCCCUACUGGCUUUCCUACGGGCUUUCCUACAGGCUUUCCUUUGCCGACUGGCGGGCCUCAUGCCAACGAGUAA
Messenger RNA from Diaporthe batatas, 441 nucleotides. RefSeq lists its product as uncharacterized. The record is from RefSeq and is a predicted model, not a curated record. Bases 1 to 441 code for a protein of 146 amino acids. NCBI's taxonomy places the organism in Eukaryota, Fungi, Ascomycota, Sordariomycetes, Diaporthales, Diaporthaceae. The transcript has a single exon.